GAAUGCGCAGCCGCAGCUGGUCUUUCUUUACUGAUUGGUCAGAUUUGAAUACAAGACCGCGACUGUUCGUGGAAGAAAACCCACUGUUCGGAGUUUUCCCCUGACAUUUAUACAGGAGAUUACCUGUGGUAUGACUGAGGAGCUGUUGUCACCAUGAUGGAAUCAUGCCUUAACGAUAAGGUCUCCAGGACCCAUUUAAUCACUGUGGAUGACCUGAGGAAAGACCUCACCUCAGAUAUGACAGAAAUAGCAUAUGCUCAGGACUCAAGCUUAGAGAGAGAGCAUUUGCAGGUCUACCUUCGGAUACGACCUUUCUCAAAUGCUGAAGUGCAGAAUGGAGAAUCACAGGACUGCGUCACAAUUCAGCUUCCUGACACGGUGCUUCUUAAGGCACCACGGACGUCUCUCUCAGCCAGGCUCAGCGAUAAGUCCGUCCCACAAACGGCACAACGCUUUCAGUUUUCUAAGGUGUUUGGACCUGACAGCUCUCAGACAGACUUCUUUGACUGUACAGUAAAAAGUCUUGUUAAGGAUGUGCUGGAAGGACAAAAUUCAUUGGUCUUCACCUAUGGAGUCACAAAUGCAGGAAAGACUUUCACAUUUCUAGGACCUGAGAAUGAUGUGGGCGUCCUGCCCCGCUCCCUAAACAUGAUCUUCAACAGUCUCGAAGGUCGAAUCUUCAAGGAGAUGAGUCUUAAGCCCCACAGGUGCCUGGACGUCCUGAAGCUCACCAAGGAGCAGCAGGCUGAGGAAGCCAUCAGCAAGCGUAACCUCUUCAGGCUUUUAAAAGAGACUGAUGCCCAAAAAAGUAUGUCUAGCCUGCUGACGUCCAAGGUGUUUGAAGGUCAAGAGUUGGGUGAAUUGGACGGUACAGUGAGUGUGAAUAGAUUCAGCCUGGAUAUGGACCUCCACAGCAAGUUCUCUGUGUGGGUCUCGUUUUGUGAGAUCUAUAAUGAGAACAUACAUGAUUUACUCGAGCAACCACCCAGCAAUGCGGUACGGAGGACCAACUUGCGUCUCUGCCAGGACAUCAAAGGAAACUCCUUUAUAAAAGAUCUGCGCUGGGUACAGGUGAACAGUGCCGAGGAGGCCUUUAAAGUAAUGAAACUGGGAAAGAAAAACCAGAGUAUCUCCUCCACCAGACUUAACCAACUGUCCAGCAGAAGUCACAGUAUCUUUUCUGUCCGGAUUCUGCGGAUUGAGGAUUUGGGCAUACCUAGAGUGGAGUCUGUCAGCGAGCUGUCCUUAUGCGAUCUGGCGGGAUCCGAAAGAUGUGGCAAAACUCAGAAUAAAGGCGAUCGCCUAAAGGAGGCGGGAAACAUCAACACCUCUCUGCUGAGCUUGGGCAAAUGCAUUAAUGCGCUUAAAGGCAACUUGCAGGCCAAGCACCAUGUUCCUUUCCGGGAGAGUAAGCUCACACACUACCUGCAGGGCUACUUCACCGGCCGAGGCAAAGCCUGCAUGAUCGUGAACAUCAACCAGUGCGCGUCCAUGUUCGACGAGACCCUCAACGUGCUUAAGUUCUCCGCUGUGGCGCAGAAGGUUGUGGUCCUCACCACUGCUACCAGUGUGCCGUUGGUGGUGAAGAAGAGCGCUCGGAAGGUUUCCUUAAUCAUCAAUAAUGCAGGUCAGCAAGGGGCGCGCCGCAGUUCACUGGUGCGGUGGGAGCACAGUCUGGAGGACGUCCAAGAGGAUGCAGACUCUGAGGAGGAAGCGGAGAGCGUCAUGGAGGACACCAUGGAAGACUCAGAUGAUGAGGAAGGGAAAGAGACGGUGCUACUGGAUAAAGAGGCAUAUGAGAAUCAGCUGAUGGUGCUGGAAGAGCUCCAGGAAAAGUUGAGAACAGCAAUUGCAGAAAACCAGACACUAGAAUGUCGUAUUCGAGCGGAAGUCACCAAAGAGUUCUCAGAGCUCUUCUCCCAAAUGCAGACAGACUACAAUGAGCGCAUUUCCAAAGAGAGAGAGCUUGUUGAGGAGAGGUGUGAGCGACGAAUUGAAAUCUUCAAAAAACUGGUGGGGAAAUCUACUGGAGAGGCUGAUUGUGAUGGCGAAGAAUACUCCAAGGUGGACGAGCCUCCAUCUCUGGAUGGGAUGCUGGAUUCCAUGUCCUGUGACCUUGCAGGGAUUAGACGAGAUGCUGAGGCUGCCCAGUCCUGUUUGGAGACGUCUGACGGCCAGUCAGUGACAACUCAGAGCAGUCUGGAGGAAAAGGUCUCCAAACUCACAGAACAGCUCAGUGAAGUGCAGAGACAACUGACGCUUAAAACUGAAGAAUUGGGUGCUCAGUGCAACUUGUCCAAAGAACUGGAGGAAACAAAAAAGACCCUGGAGAGUCGUGAGCAGAGGUUGACUGAUCUGAUGGUAAUGUGCGUGGAGAAGGAUGAUGCCAUCAGCAAGGUCCAGACAGCUCUGGAUCAAACCGUAGAGGAGGCUGCCAAAAACAGCUCUAUAAUCAAGGACCUUCUCCAGCUGAACAGCUGCACGUGCUCAGAGAGCCGAACCAAGGCGGAAACCAGAAAGCGGCGGCAGGAAGAGGAGGAGCCUGAGGUGCUCCGUGGACAGCCCCCUCUAAAGAAAGGGUCUCUGGAUGACUCUACCCUCCCAGAACAUCCUGAUAACCACUUACCUGUGGCAGAGGUCAAAGGUCAACUGGAGAGUUGCCAGUUAGAGUCCCACAAGAAAGAUCAGCGCAUCACCGAUCUGGAGCGUGAACUCCAAACUCUGGAGUUCAGUAUCCAGGAGAUGAAAUCCCAACUCCAACAAGAGAAGAGAACUCAUGAUGAUGUUCUGCAAGAGAAGGAACGUCUGGCUUCUGAGCUCAGUGUCCUUCAGAAGAGCAUGCAGGAACAGCAGCAGAAAUAUCUUGCCAUUGAAAACAAACUGUGCAGAGCUGUGGAAGCCGGCUCCAGCCACUUGAAGCCAUCUUUGGAAAAUAGCUGUGGUUCCAGGAUGACCGAUUCCACCGGAGAAGAGGAGCUAAAAGUGACCAAGUGCCGACUGGAUGAGCAGAGCCGUGAAAUUGUGGAGAAAAAUACAGUUAUUAGAACUUUAGAGCAGCAAGUGACCCAGCUGAGGCAGGAGGCGGAACAGUUCAGCUCCUUACAGAGAAACCUGGAGAAACUUCAGGCCACACAUAAGGAAUGUAGUCACAGAGAGAAGGCAGUAGAAUCUCUGGAGCAACAGCUGGCUGAGCACAAAGCUACUCGUGACAAUCUUCAGAGAGAGAACUCUGGCCUCCAGGCUGAGGUUGAGACUCUGAAUGGCCUUGUAUCUGAACUACAGGAACAGGUGAAGAAUAUCCAAGCAGAACAUGAGAAGGAGGAGGAUAAAAAAGCCUCCCUUCUAGCUCAGGAGGAAGCACUGAACAAGAGGGAGGCUGAGCUCAAAAACAAACCCCUGGUGAAACAGCCAGAAUCUAAAAAUCUUGCAGAGGAAACUGACGAUAAGCUGUCCGCCAGAGAGGCACAACUGGCUCAGAAGGAGGCAGCUCUCAGGGAGAAGGAGGCACAGCUGUCUGCACUGCAGAAGAGCCUGAAGAAAGCCCAGGAGAAUCUGGAGGAGGAGGAGGUGCAGGCUGUGCAGGAGGCGCGCAGGAGGGAGGCGGAGAGGAGGCGAGAGCUGCUCGCUGUUGCUGAGGAGGCCAUUGCUCAGAAAGAUGCAGAACUCCUAAAGCGGCAGGAAGAGAUCAACAGGUUAAAGGAGGAGGCAAAGAGCAGUUGUGAAAAAGUGAGAAGUCUCUCCGUGGACUUUGAGCGAAGAGAAGAUGAGUCUGCAGAUCUGAAAGAGAAACUCGCAGAUUCUAAGAAACAGAUCCAGCAGGUGCAGAAAGAGAUCUCUUCCAUGCGCGAUGCUGAAAAAACCCUGAAGCAGAAGCUGAAUGAUCUGGAGAAGGUUAAAACCCAGCUGCAGAAUGAGCUCUCCAAUCGAGACCGCACCAUUCAGCAGCUGAAGAGUCGUUCGUCGGAUUCCAAAACAGAAGAGUAUGUUCAGCUGUAUGAGAAGACUUGUAAAGAUCUGCAGGCACGGGAGCGUGUUAUAGAAGACAUGCGUUUGGCUCUGACAGAGCAGGAGGAGACGCAGAAUCAGCUGGACCUGGAGCUGGACAACAGAGAGGCUCACAUUCUUGAACUGUGCCAAGAGCUUGAGAACCUUAAAGAGAUGCUUCUGAAACAGAAAAGCAGUGAUUCCGUACUUCACCAUCAAUCACAUACACAUACAACAUCUGCAGAGGAGCUCACACGGGCCAAAGAGGAAGCCACCCAGGCUAAGAAAAGCUUGAAUGUGGCCAGUGAGAAGCAUCAGGCUGAGCGCAAGAAAUGGUUGGAGGAGAAGCUGGUUCUGAUUACUCAGGCAAAAGAGGCAGAGGAGCGGAGGAACCAGGAUAUGAGACGAUACGCUGAUGACAGAGAGCGCCAUACUCGCCAGCAUGCUGAGAUGGAGUCACUGACAGCUCAGCUUGCAGAGCGUGAUGAAGAGAUGGAGAGAUGGAGGAAAGAGAGAGAUACGCUUGUUUCUGCUCUGGAGAUCCAACUAAAGAAACUCGUCUCCUCAAUAGCUGAAAAAGACAAACAGAUCCAGGACCUGCAGUGUAGUGUGACUCUCCAGACACCAGAGGGGCCUGAGAAGAGCAGGGCUGAUGAGCUGCAGUCUCUGCUAAACAAGAAAGAGGCUGAGAUACACAGACUGCAGGAGGAGCUCAGCAAGCUCGAACACACAAUCAGCACCAAGGGGACUAAAGCCAGUCAACACAGAGACUCUUCCACACAGACUGUAGCUGCAGAAGACUUGGUGAUCGAACAGCCUUUAGACAACAGUACUCUGAAACACAAACGCAAAACCAGAGGAUCCGUCACCAGCCAGGGUUCCUGUGGCAGUUAUCCAUCCGUACUCGACUCCUCUGAGGUUUCCACAGAGAUGGGCCGACGUUCCCGGUUUCCACGACCUGAGGUAGAGAUUGCCUUCAGCUCCCUGCAGCCGGAUCGCUUCGCUCUUAAACGCCAUGGGGAAGAUUCCUCCGUCACCGUUAAAAUCUCUCGUGCGGCUCGCAAGAGAAAGAGUGGAGAGAUGGACAAGAAAACAGGCAGCAGCAGCAGAAAGCGCAAGACCAAACCCAACUCCACACCCCAGUCUGAAUCUCAGGAUGGGGUGGAUAUGGAGAACAGGAGGAACAUGAGAUGCAGGAACACACCCAGACUGCCUGCACACCAAGAGGAAGAGGGUUCCCCUGCACUGGUUGGCAAAAAUUCUAAUGGUUCACAGUCCAGCCUGAGAGGAAAGAAAGAGGGGACGCUGCAGAAAAUCGGAGGCUUCCUGAACAGCUCGCCCACUUUCCUAGGCAGCAAAGCUAAGAAGAUAAUGGGCUUGAUGAGUGGGAAAUCUCCGGAAGACAGUGGCUCUCUCAGUCUUAAACGAUCCAAAAGGAAACUCAACAGGCCCAACAUCUCCUCUCCUAUGGACAUACCAGUUCACCAGAUUAUCGGUCAUGAUUCAGGGGAAAAGACGAGUGAAAAUCUUAUUAAGAGACUGCGCAUGAGAACUCCAAAGUGAAAGUCGCUGCUGUGGAAUGUUAAUGAUGUGCCAAAAUAUAUAUAUAAAUGUGUAUAUCACUACAUUCAUCAUUUUUUCCUUUUUUUCUCUUAAUCUGUUGCACUUUUAAAAAUUGUUUUAUUGCACACUUGCAACAUAUACUGUUUUACAUUUGUCUAAAUAGUCUAUUAUAUGAUUCUAAUACUACAUUAAUUGGACAAUCGUACAUAAAAGUAUAGAAACUACAUAACACUUUUUGUUUAUUUUCUUUCUUCUUUAACUUCUAGACCUAAAUCUAAAUUAUGGACAAUAAUGAACACUUACUUUUAUUGUAUUUAAACAUUCUUUUUAUAUAUAAAAAUGAAGAACACAUAAUUUGAUAAGGGGCCAGAAUUUUGCAUAACAUCUAAUGUAACAGUUCUGUGAUAUAAAGUGCUGUUUAGACUUUGUUGUAGAUUUUGAUCAUUUUAUUAUUUGUUUUUAAGUGACCUGAAUUGAAAUGUUUGGCCUGGGGUUGUUUGUUUGUUUAGAUUCCUCCUUUUUUUCUAGUGAGAUUUAGCUGACUGACACUGUUAAGUUUCUGCCGCUGCUGUAUUGGCUGCAUACUCUCAAGCAGUCUAUCCUGUGUACAUGCUGUCUAGCAAAUAAAUGUAAAGGCUCUA
This is a messenger RNA of Astyanax mexicanus (Mexican tetra), 6188 nucleotides long. RefSeq names its product kinesin family member 20Ba (gene kif20ba). The transcript is spliced from 34 exons. Gene Ontology annotation, molecular function: microtubule binding; ATP binding; plus-end-directed microtubule motor activity. Gene Ontology annotation, biological process: mitotic spindle assembly; microtubule-based movement. NCBI's taxonomy places the organism in Eukaryota, Metazoa, Chordata, Actinopteri, Characiformes, Acestrorhamphidae. The record is from RefSeq and is a predicted model, not a curated record. Gene Ontology annotation, cellular component: nucleus; spindle microtubule. The coding region runs from base 154 to 5547 and encodes 1797 amino acids.